GAGCCGCUGGCCCCCCGCCGCGGUCCGUUGCCCGCCGCCAUCGUUGUGGCGGUCCCCGCCUCCGCGCGCCACGCCCGCCGCCGUCGUCGGGGCUCCGCGAGUGCACCCGCCACCCUCCCCCCAGGGGUUGAUCAUGCGCGCCGGCGCACACGCGCUCCCGCCCGCCGCCGCACCCCCGCCCGCGAAGUGAUCGCCCGCGUGCCCGUCACCGCCCUCGCCAGCACCGCCGCCGCCACCACCAGCGCCGCCAUGGGGUCCAAGGUGGAGUAUGUGGAGUCGUCGCACAUGUACGCCACCAACUACGUGCGUAACUCCAAGGCCAUCGGCGUGCUGUGGGGCGUGUUUUCCAUCUGCUACGCCAUCAUCGUGGCGGUGGCGUUCGCGACCCCGGAGUGGCUGGGCGACCCCGCCGCCGUCGCCUCCGACCACUCCGCCCGCUUCGGCCUGUUCGCGCGCUGCUACUACAGGACCGGCGCGGAGGGCGGGCCCGACUGCCAGGGCGGGCUGGACGAACUGAUGUCGCUGCCGACGGUGGCGUGGCAGCUGGCCGCCGUGCUGGUGGCGCUGGCGGCGCUGUUCGCCCUGCUGGCCGUCGCCGCCAUGCUGCUCUUCUUCUUCCUGCCGGCCACCGCCGUCUUCCGCUCCGCCGCCUGGAUCCAGCUGUUCUCGGGGGAGGUGAACAACGGCUUCGUGGGCGACGCGCACUCCGUGGCCGGGUCGCGCAAGUCCCUCAACCUGCACCCGGUGCUGCUGAUGCCGGGCAACGAGGCGGACCGCUUCUCCGAGUUCUCGGGCCGGACGGCGGGCGGCCGCUCCAAGUCGUCCGCGUAUCGCGGCGCCGAGUACGCGCCCAGCAUCCAGAACUUCCAGCUGUGAGCGCCGCCCCCGCGCUGCCGCCCCGGCGACCACCGCCCGCCGAUGCUGUGGACGACGGCGGCGGGCUUCCCUACUCUGCUGGAAGAGCGUGCGCAGAUGCCGGUGGAAGCCGACGAGUGAAAUGGGCGAUAAGUGGUGUCUUGGGAAGGAGAAAAUGCGUCAUGUUAUUUUGUUUUUGAUGGCGUUUCAAAAUUGAAUAGUUGAAAUUCAAGAGGUAGAAUUUCAGUCGUGUCAACGGUAAAUUACCAAUAAAUACAACAGGAAACGAUGAGCGAAUUUUUUUUAUAUCUGAGAAUUUUCGAAGUACGAGUGGUAUUUAUCUGAGGUGACACCAGGAGAGGUUCUGAAUUUUCCAAUUAAUUUUGUGGCGAGUGAAUUUAUUGGGUAAACUCAACACCUCUAAUGGUCUACGUGUCAAAGAACCAGUAGUUCGGUAAGGCGAUUGUUCCGUUAACCUGUAAGUUCAUUCUAAUUCUAUAGAGAAAUAGAGCUCACCAGCUAUUGAAUGAUGGCAUGUAAUAGUAACAAUAGGGAAAGUUAAAACGAUAAGACAAAACCGAUCAUUUUUCUGGAGGAAUACAGCUCUAGAACGAACCUUUAAGAGAUGAAUACUAUAACUCAAUUGAUCAAAAACUGACCGAAAUAAAAUAUACUAUCACAAAAAAGCACAAAAAUAAAUAAUUGAAAAAUAAACUUAUUAUGAUAAUUCAUACUUCAUUUUGUGUCAAUAUUUUAUAAUACCCUUUAAAAUAUAAUAAUAGUGCAAUUUCGCGCAUUAAAACGACGAUUACUCGUGUUUUAUUGCUUGGCACGGUAUAAUUUUCUAAACUGGUAUCUUAUUAUUUCAAUAAUAACGUAAUUAUUUAAUCAAAUAAUUCAAACCAAUAGCAGGGACGUUCGGAAAAUAACUUCACGAAAUAUUUACAUUUGAAAUAUCUUUCUUAUUUAUCGGAGUGGAGUUUUUUUCUGACAGUAAUACUUUUAAUUUGAAACUAGCCAUUCGUAGAAACUACCACUAUAUGUUGAUCUCAGUGUAUUUUACCAAACGCGAAUAUAACACCAAGUGUGGCUGUCACAAAUAAAAGUGCUAUAGAAUUUCCCUGGUCCCGAAUAUACUCCGAAUUUGAAUGACUAAUCUCCCCUUUCUCAAUUGUCAAAUAAGCAAAUUAUUAUUUAGUCAUUCAGAAAAUAAAAAAAUAUAAUGGGGAUAUAAUGCAAUAGAUCUGCUACGUGUUUUCAACUAAGUGGAUUCAACUAAUUGGACGGUGACGGUGAAUUAGCAACAAUAUUGUGUUAAAAAUAUUGCUCGUACCUCUCUAAAAUGAAGAUCAAUAUUGGGUAGAAAAUAAUAAACAAAAUUUCUGUGUAUUAAAUGCAUCCAAAUGAACAAGUGAUGUAAAGAAUGUGUUAGUAGUUUUACCAUUAAAUAUGAAUUAAAAAUACUAGGUAAAUUAUUGACAAAUUUUAUCUUUCCCCAAGACUAUCACUCUCAAGAGCUGAUUUGCUUGUGAUUCCAUUGCAAAGACAACUAUUUCCACGAAUCGUAAAUAAUGAAAAUAAAUAAUGGAAAAAUUGAGAAUGUGAUGUUCAGUUCAUUAAUUGUUCUCAUCAGUUCAUUAAUUUUCAAUAUUAACGAAUUGCGUGUUGGCCGAAAAGAAUGAUGCCAGAGUAAUUAGGUAUGUUUUUAACAUGCAACCUUAGUAACGGUGUCAUGAGAGAAGACUCUCUGCGUGUGUGACUACGUGUGGCUUCUCUGCCAACCAACGAAUAUCCCACGGCCUCAACGAGCUGUUCCCAACCCCCACCACAGCAAGCCACGGGAGAUGAGUGAAAUGUGUAAAGUAAACAGCUGUUCCAGCAGCGGCAAAGACUCGUAUUUUGUGGUCCCUGAGAUUAUUGUAUUGUAUCUGAUAUGCCUGUUAAUAUGUCAUGUAUAUGUGGGAGUCUGAAAAUGUACUGUGUAAACUACAGAGGCACUGAGAGGCAGUUGUCAUAGGGUAUUGUGGGUAAACGCUUUUAUAUCAUCGCUGAGACGGUUAGUGAACUAAAGUAUAAGUAUGGGGAUGCUUUUAAUGCGCGAGAAUGGGAAUGUUGGAUAAUUACUUUUAAAAAUUAACGCUGUAAUUUUUAGUAGAGAAUCCCCCAAAAAAUAAUAAUAUAUAUUUUGCUUUUUAUUUCAUGACGAAUAAAAUAUUUAUUUUUCAAUCAAGGCAACAACAUCUAUAAUACAUUCGCUUCAUACUUACCAUUUAUACAAAAUAAAUAAUUCAAGAUGCUUUUCUUAACGGUAAACAAUUUGAUUCAAAACUUCUGACAGUCAAAUAACACACCUUCAAGUUAAAAUAUCACUUUGAUAAAUAUCUGCAACGUGAAAUAGCGCUAAGGGUUUAGAAGUCUUCCAGACUUGGUAAUGGUAAUUGUAGCCAUCUAGGUAGAGGUAGAAAGAUACCAAGAAAUCGAGAUUACUUCCUAUGGAAACGCCUCUCAGUGGCUCCUGGCGUGUGUUAAACAUAUUAUAGAACCUAGCUGUAAUCUAAUCUUCGUGUACAUAGAAUGUAAAAUUGGUCGGCAUUGCUGGCGGGCCCAACGGGACUGCGCAGGUGCCGAGACAACGAAGGCAGACGAGUCACCUGCAGCCGAAACCUCGAUCGGCGUCGCGUUUGCGUCCGCGAAGUGGAAAAACCCGUUGGCACACAACAAGCGCAAAUUUCCUUCCGUCGCUGAUCGGAGUAAAUACACUGCUUUCAAAGACUUUGAAAGACAGAUUUACUCGGCUGCUCAUUUUGCAACAGUCUGUCAUAAUAGCUCAUCUGCAUUCCCGUGUGGUUAUGUGCUUGUUGAGGUAAUAGACUGAAGAAUCUCUGUAAAAUGUUUAAGUUUAUGGAAUGAAUAGUUUUAGAAAUUGUCAUCGAUAGAAUUUCGGAGAUUUUGUUACUUAAAAUAACUUCAUAGAUAUGGAUAUAAUUUAUAGAUCCAUAACCUUAUAUUAAUUUAUUGUCUUCUACGGAGAUUUUCCGUCAUUAAUCUCUAACUUCCUACCAUCAAGCACAUACCACGGGCCCAAAAGCAUGCUUGUGUACAUUAUCAUAUGAAAUGCUUUUGUCAAUAAUAGAAAAAGACAACAAUAAAGAAAACAAUACUCUGCAACUAUAAGUGGUGUUUCCAUGGAAGUUUGCCAGUUAAUAAAGAGGCGGGGCGCGACCGCUGAGACACCAAGUUCUAGCUUCUCUCCCUUUCGUUGGGCGUACACUCUUAGCCGCCGACAUAGAGUGAAUCAGAUCAUGCAUUUUGGGUCGUUCUCUUUCGUUUGAGAGGAAAGAAAUUGGGUACGUUCAAAUUGACUUCAAUGUAGCAUUUCUUAAAAUGUUAAUAAGAACACUAAGGGCACACAGGUUUAUCAAAGUCUUCUGAACACUUGAACUUAUUAUUUACAAUUUAAAUUUGAGUUAAAGACUAACACUUGCUUUAUUCCUUCCUUGUGUUAUCCUUCUUUCAGAAUUCCGUUCCCGUUCCCACUGAGA
Molecule: messenger RNA, 4397 nt
Organism: Gryllus bimaculatus (two-spotted cricket)
Lineage: Eukaryota; Metazoa; Arthropoda; Insecta; Orthoptera; Gryllidae
Source: the annotation of a GenBank genome assembly